Cetraspora pellucida is the source of this 243-nucleotide messenger RNA. The record is from the annotation of a GenBank genome assembly. NCBI's taxonomy places the organism in Eukaryota, Fungi, Glomeromycota, Glomeromycetes, Diversisporales, Gigasporaceae.
AUGAGUGAGCUUACAUCCUCAACCACAAAUAGGGUAAAAAUUGAGCAAAAAAUGACAGAUGAUGACUAUUCGAGUUUAGUAAAAAAAAUAACAAGCCGAGAUACAUAUUUUGUACUAUCUCCGAAACAAUUAGAAAAAAUAAAACUGAUUUCUGAAGCUAUUUUUAAAUUGGCUAAUGAAACUUUAUUAGAGAUCAUAAAGCAAAACGAAGUAGAACCAUGGAUGGAAUCAAGAUAUGGUGUU